Lodderomyces orthopsilosis Co 90-125 is the source of this 1689-nucleotide messenger RNA. RefSeq names its product Utp18p (gene UTP18). Gene Ontology annotation, molecular function: protein binding. Gene Ontology annotation, biological process: rRNA processing. Gene Ontology annotation, cellular component: Pwp2p-containing subcomplex of 90S preribosome; small-subunit processome. The coding region runs from base 1 to 1689 and encodes 562 amino acids. The transcript has a single exon. NCBI's taxonomy places the organism in Eukaryota, Fungi, Ascomycota, Pichiomycetes, Serinales, Debaryomycetaceae. The record is from RefSeq and is a predicted model, not a curated record.
AUGCCUAAAAACAGAGAUGGUGAUAUAGUUGAAGUGCCUCCGAAAGACGAGGAGGAGCUUAUGUUGGAGAAAUUGGUGUUUGGAGAUCUUGCUGGAUUAGAAAGCAACUUGCGUAAAGUUGACAACUUGUACGAUUUCGAUGACGAAGAAGAAGUAGUUGAAGAACUCGAUGAUGGAGCAGAAGAUAGUGAUGAAUUGGAUGAUGUACAAGACGAAGACUUAUUUUAUAUUGACGAAGGAGUACAAGAUCAUAAUGAUAGUGAUCUUAUGGACGAAGAUGUUAGCUCUGCAAGUGACGUCGAGGAAGAUUCAGAAGAAGAGCUUGGCGAUGAAGAUGAUGUAUGGGUGGACAGUGAUGAUGAGAAAUUGAAUGUGUCGCUCACUUCGUCUGAUCGUUUAAAGAAAUUGAGAAAGACUCCUGAGGAUGACCUUAUAAGUGGGAAGGCAUACAUGCUUAGGCUACGAUCGCAAUUUGAAAAAAUAUACCCACGACCAUCAUGGGCCGACCAGCUUGGUCAAGAUAAUGAGGAAAAUAGCUCCGAUGACGAUAUAAUACUUGAUGAUGAUGAAGAACAACAACAACAACAACAAGACAAUUAUCAGCAAAAUGGAAAACUGACUGCCGCAUUAUCAAAACUUUUAACAUCCACCCACCAAUUUGUCGUUACAAAGCAAUUGAAGUUGAUCUCACCAUCGAGAAUCUCCAUAACGAGGUUAAAAGAUGCCAACUAUCAAAAGUUAUCCAAAGGUGCCAUUCAAGCUAUAUCAUUCCACCCAACACAUCCAAUUUUGCUCACUGCAGGAUUCGAUAAAACCAUAAGACUUUAUCAAAUUGACGGCAAGACCAACAACUUUAUCACAUCUUAUUUUUUAAGAAAUUGCCCUAUAAUGAGCUCACAAUUCUUCCCUCAAGCUGAUAGGAAUAUAAUCUAUGCUGCAGGAAGAAGAAAGUAUAUGAACAAGAUCAAUUUGAACACCGGUGAGAUUGAAAAGAUCAGUCGUAUGUAUGGACAUGAACAAGUGCAGAGAUCAUUUGAGAGUUUUAAAAUUAGUCCAAAUGGGUCCUUUAUUGGAUUGAUUGGAAAUUCUGGUUGGUUCAAUUUGAUAAAUGGAACCACGGGACAAUGGAUUAAAGGGUUCAAGAUUGAAGGAGCUGUGACUGACUUUGAUUUUGCGCAUGAUGAAUCAUUUGUUGUGGUUGUUAAUUCAGCUGGUGAUGUAUGGGAAUUUGAAUUGAAGGGUAAAUUGUCAUCUAAAUCAGAAACUAAGAUUUCACGCAAAUGGUCAGACGAUGGAGGUAUUGGAGUCACUAAGAUUAAACUAGGUGGAAGAAAUAACAAUAGAUGGCUAGCUAUUGGAUCCAAUACUGGUGUCGUUAAUCUCUACGACAGACAAAAUUUUAGUACAUCUACACAACCAAAACCGUUCAAAACUGUUGAAAAUUUAGUCACUUCAAUAUCAUCACUUACAUUCAACCCAGAUGGACAACUUCUCGUAAUUGCAUCAAGAGGUAAAAGAGACGCACUCAAAUUGGUUCAUUUACCUUCAGGUUCAGUAUAUAGCAAUUGGCCUACAAGUGGUACACCAUUGGGAAAAGUCACCGGUGUUGCCUUUUCUCCAAAUAAUGAGGUUCUAGCUGUUGGUAAUGAAGCUGGAAAAGUGACUCUUUGGAGGUUAAACCAUUACUAA